Ascochyta rabiei is the source of this 1284-nucleotide messenger RNA. RefSeq lists its product as uncharacterized. Lineage: Eukaryota; Fungi; Ascomycota; Dothideomycetes; Pleosporales; Didymellaceae. The coding region runs from base 1 to 1284 and encodes 427 amino acids. The record is from RefSeq and is a predicted model, not a curated record. Gene Ontology annotation, molecular function: oxidoreductase activity; copper ion binding. The transcript has 5 exons.
AUGGCUGGCUAUCUUUCCAUCCUUCUAACCCUUUUUGCUAGCGUGGUAUCUGCCACUCCGAGCGGGGGCUCGUUGCAAGUAUGCAGUGCGCAAUUGGAUGGCAAGCUGCCGUCUUCUACUCCGUCGAACUUCCACUUUAGCGGCAAUGUGAGGAGGUACUACAUUGCUGCCGAGGAGGUUGAGUGGGAUUACGCGCCUACAGGAUGGGAUAAUUGGCUAGGUGUCCCUUUCAAUCUCUCCGCAAGAGCCCAGUACUCGGGAUACACGCAGUACGGUACCAAAUGGCUCAAAGCACUGUAUCGCGGAUACACCGACGCAUCAUUCAGCGAGAUCGCGCCCCAGCCUGAGUUCCAAGGCACUCAGGGACCCACUAUUCGUGCUGAAGUAGGAGAUUUGAUUGAGAUUCUAUUCGUUAAUAGAUUGAAGCAUCACUACGCGACUAUGCAUUCCAUGGGACUCGCAUACACGAAGCCGUACGAGGGCUCAGACUAUCCGAAUAACACUAUGCCUGGAGUCAAUGUCACGCUGCCAAUAGCAAACUACGGACCGCCGAUGCUGGGACCGGAAGAUUGCAUCGUGUACAAGUGGAUGGUGAACAAUCAGGCGGGACCGACUGGAGGGCUUCCAGCAAAAAUCCACUCAUACCACUCAUACGUCUCCCUCCAACAAGACGCUAAUGCAGGCCUCAUUGGCCCUACCAUUAUCUAUGCUAGCGGCAAAAUGAACGAAACAAUGGCGUCGUACCGCGAAUUCCCUAUUCUUUUCAACACCUACGAGGAGGACCAAUCUUUUCUUUCUAGCGCGAACAAAGCGCGGCUCCAGGAUGGCAACUCCUCUGCACAGUACACCAUGCCUCAGCUUCACACAACAGGCCUACCUAGCGGCAACGAGACGGUAUGGGAGCCGCAAUUGACAAAUUUUGAGAGCGGGGGACAAUUCAGUGGUGCGCCGACUUUCUUCACCAUCAACGGAUACGUUUUUGCGAAUACCCCGACGUUUGAAAUGUGUGUCGACGAUAACGUAAUCUGGGGGGCGUACGCCUACGGAUCGGCUAGCCAUGUUUUCCACUUGCAUGGCAAUGGCAUAGACUUCCAGAAGUACCACCAAUAUGCUGAAAGCAUAAACGACGGCGUAGGCAAAACUCUGUACUCGCAAGCCGUUGGCGAGGGCCAAUGGCAAGUCAUCUGCCAUGUACAAAGUCAUCUUACUAAAGGCAUGUUGGCAAAUUAUCGAGUUUACCCUAAGAACAACUGUCCUUUGAAGCCGCUUAUGCCACUGAAAUAG